Messenger RNA from Fusarium venenatum, 969 nucleotides. RefSeq lists its product as uncharacterized. The record is from RefSeq and is a predicted model, not a curated record. Gene Ontology annotation, cellular component: membrane. Gene Ontology annotation, biological process: sterol biosynthetic process. Lineage: Eukaryota; Fungi; Ascomycota; Sordariomycetes; Hypocreales; Nectriaceae. Gene Ontology annotation, molecular function: iron ion binding; C-5 sterol desaturase activity.
AUGGACGCCAUACUAGAAAUCCUCGACCCGUAUGUCUUUGACUACGGAUACGCAUACUUGUUCCCCCAACAAACAACACAAAUUCAGUACGGAAACUCAACGGGCUACGCGACAUCGUCUUCCAAAAACUUUGACGAUGAAUACUCGCUCAACUUUGGCUCAUCGCUACCGCGCGACGACAUUUACCGCCAGAGUGCCUCGAUUCUCAUGAUCGCUGGUUUUGGUGCUGCCUUUAUCUACGUUAUUUCCGCCGCCAUCUCGUAUUACUUUGUCUUUGACCGCCGUCUCGAACAUCAUCCUCGAUUCCUCAAGAACCAGAUCAAGCAAGAGAUUCAGUCUAGUUUCUUCGCCAUUCCCAUCAUCGAUCUUCUUACGCUCCCCUUUUUCCUUGGAGAGGUCCGCGGCCAUAGCUUGCUGUACACCAACAUUGACGAGUACGGUUGGUCGUGGCUGGCUAUCUCUACACUUCUGUACAUGGUCUUUAACGAUCUUGGUAUUUACUGGAUUCAUCGCCUUGAGCAUCACCCCAGCAUCUACAAAUAUAUCCACAAGCCUCACCAUAAGUGGAUUGUUCCUACACCUUGGGCUGCCAUUGCUUUCCACCCCGUUGACGGAUACGUCCAAUCUCUUCCUUACCAUAUUUUCGUCUACCUCUGCCCCAUGCAGAAGCACCUCUACAUGUUCCUCUUCGUCUGCGUUCAAGUCUGGACCAUCCUCAUUCACGAUGGCGACAUGAUUACCGGUCACUGGCUCGAGAGAUGGAUCAACAGCCCAGCCCACCACACACUCCACCACAUGUACUUCACCUGCAACUACGGUCAAUACUUCACCUGGGCCGACAACUACUGGGACUCCCACCGAGCUCCCAUGCCCGAGCUCGAUCCCAUCCACGAGGCCAUCAGGGUCAUGCAAGAGAAGGGACUCGCGGACAAGGAUGGUAACCCCAUCGAAAAGUCCAAGAGCGAGUAA